AUGACGUCACUCGCCGCCGCCGCGGACGCCGCCCCCGGCUCCCCCACCGCCGCCGCCGCCGCGGCCGCAGCCGCGGCGGCCGUGCCGCGUGCGGCGCGCGCGCUGCUGCUCGGCGGCAGCGACAGCAGCAGCGCCGGCAGCAAAGACGAGGGCGGCGGCGGCGGCGGGCCGUAUCUGGUUGCUGUGCCGCCCUCCUUGUUUAAGGAGGUGUUUGAGGGGCGGCUGCCAGAGGCAAUCGGGGGCCGCGAGUUCCUGGAGCGGUGGGGGGGCCACGGCGAUGACGUCACCAGGGUCGACCCGGAGGCGCGCUAUGCCGUGCGCACCCCCACCGGCCACCCCAUCCACGAGCACGCGCGCGUGGCCCAGUUCAAGGCCCUCCUCGACGCCCGCGACCAGGCCAACGACGCCGCCGCGUCCGCCAAGCUCGCCCUCGCGCGCGCCGCCGCCCCCGAAAACGGCGGCGGGGGCGCCGACGGCGGCAGCGACGGCCGGGGCAAGGGGGAGUCCGCGGGGGAGGGGACAGGGGCGGGGGUUGCCAAGGUGGCGGAUGCGGCGUUGCCGGGGCCGCUCGAGCUGCUCGGAGAGCUGAUGUAUCAGUCUCACUCGAGUUACGGCGCCUGCGGUUUGGGGUCCGACGGCACCAACCGCUUAGUCAACUUGGUCAGGAACCACGUGGCCGAGGCGCAGGCCGCGGGGCGCCCGGCGGCGCUGAUGGGCGCGAAGAUCACGGGCGGGGGGUCGGGGGGCGUGGUCUGCGUGCUGGGCCUCGCGGGGGGCGCGGGGGAGGCCGCGGUCGCUGCCGUGGCGGCGGCGUACGCGCGGGAGACGGGGCACGUCCCGGCGGUGUUCGCGGGGAGCAGCGUCGGGGCGUGCCGGCUGGGGGCGCUGCGGCUGCGGCGGAGGGGGGGCGGCGGCGCGGCCGCGGCGCCGUGA
Molecule: messenger RNA, 933 nt
Organism: Monoraphidium neglectum
Lineage: Eukaryota; Viridiplantae; Chlorophyta; Chlorophyceae; Sphaeropleales; Selenastraceae
Exons: 2
Coding region: 1-933 (310 amino acids)
Biological process (GO): galactose metabolic process
Cellular component (GO): cytosol
Molecular function (GO): galactokinase activity
Source: RefSeq, a predicted model, not a curated record